This is a messenger RNA of Daldinia caldariorum, 1516 nucleotides long. RefSeq names its product Oxysterol-binding protein. Bases 157 to 1410 code for a protein of 417 amino acids. The record is from RefSeq and is a predicted model, not a curated record. Gene Ontology annotation, biological process: piecemeal microautophagy of the nucleus; maintenance of cell polarity; endocytosis. Gene Ontology annotation, molecular function: oxysterol binding. Gene Ontology annotation, cellular component: membrane; intracellular membrane-bounded organelle; cytosol. Lineage: Eukaryota; Fungi; Ascomycota; Sordariomycetes; Xylariales; Hypoxylaceae. The transcript is spliced from 3 exons.
AAUGUUAACAAUAACAAUAACAGUUAUUUCCCCCCAGGAGGGUUUGCAUUUUUAGUCGCUGUGCGUCUCAAUAGCUAAUACAUUACUUGAAAUAAUUUAUAUACUUAACCUAUUCGAUUGGAUAAUAUAGAAAAUUAAAUUCCAGGAGAAUCAAACAUGUCUUUAACCAUCGCUCCUGUCAAAUGCGAGGAGAAGAAAGAUGAGCAGCAGCAUAAGUCGGCAUGGUUUCAAUUCAUGAAGUCUGUCGCCACAUUUAGAGGCGAUCUCACGUCACUAACGGCACCGCCCUUUCUACUUGCUCCUAUGUCCAUAGUCGAAUAUAGCACCUACUGGUCUGAGCACCCGCGCCUUCUCGUAUCUCCUACAAGAGAAGAGUGUCCCAAGAGGCGGGCCUUGCUCGUUCUCCAGUGGUUCCUCAGCACCCUGAAGCAUCAGCAUGCAAGCAGAGACGAAAAUGGUAGGAGAAAGAAGAUGAAGCCCCUGAACCCAUUUCUAGGAGAGAUAUUCUUGGGCAAAUGGGUGGACGACGUCGGAACCACUCACCUCAUAACCGAGCAAGUUAGCCACCACCCCCCGGCAACUGCGUACCGGAUCUGGAAUGAUGCAUAUGGCGUCAAGCUUGAGGGUCAUAUCUCGCCGAAAGCUUACUUUUCGUCUACAAUAAAUAUAGAAAGACAGGGCUACGGCAUCUUGCACAUAGACAAGUACGACGAAGACCACUGGAUCACGAUGCCGAAAGUCCACGUCGAAGGGAUUGUCACUUUCCAGAUAGCCCCAGAACUCAGUGGUGUUUCUCAUAUCCGCAGCUCCUCCGGUUACACGACAUGCAUCAACUACUCUUCCAAAGGCUGGCUGAAGGGCAAAAGUAACUCAUUUACCGCCUCUAUAUACCAAGAUAAUGAUGAAAGCCAUCCCAUAUAUACUCUAGAAGGCCGAUGGAGCGAUUCAUAUACCAUUAAGGACGGCAAGGGGAAGUUGCUGGAAACUGUUGAUCUUGGUUCAUUACGCAGAACACCCUUCCAGGUUGCUCCAGUUGAGUUACAGCACCCUCUCGAAUCCAGGCGAGCAUGGAAACCCGUUAUUGACGCUAUCAAUGCCAACGACAUUUUCACGACAGGGCACGAAAAGAGUAAGAUCGAAAACGCGCAGCGUGUGCUACGCAAGAUGGAAAAGGAGGCGGGCGAAACCUGGACGAGGCGGUACUUCACCCAGGUCGAAGAGGAUCCUAUAGCGGAAAAGCUUGCGAUCAAGGGUAUAAAUGCAACAGCAGAUAGACAUGGUCGAAUGAUCUGGAAGUUUGACGACGAAAAGUAUAAGAGGAUCUUGGAGAACCAGCGCAACGGUAUUAAAAGUCCUAUCCGUUCCCGAUUUGAUUCCGGAGUUGGAUUCUUGGAGAUAGAAGAGGUAUAGAUUGGGCUACAUUGACUAUAGAUCUCUUAACAAUUACUAUUUGGGUAGCGGGUAUGUCGAUACAACCAAGGAUUAUUGAUACCACGCCGACAAAUUGGGAUAUACG